AUGUCUGUUCUCAAUAACUCUGAGGUCCAGCUUUUUCUUCUGAUUGGAAUCCCAGGCCUGGAGCAUGCUCACACCUGGAUCUCCAUCCCCAUUUGCCUCAUGUACCUGGUUGCCAUCAUGGGCAAUAGCACUAUUCUCUUUAUCAUAAAGACAGAGCCCUCACUUCAUGAACCCAUGUAUUAUUUCCUCUCCAUGCUGGCCAUUUCUGACCUGGGCCUGUCCUUCUCCUCCCUUCCCACCAUGCUGAGAGUCUUCCUGUUCAAUGUCACUGGAAUUUCCCCUGAUGCCUGCUUUGCCCAAGAAUUCUUCAUCCAUGGAUUCACUGUCAUGGAAUCCUCAGUACUUCUAGUUAUGUCUUUGGAUCGUUUUCUUGCUAUUCAUAAUCCCCUGAGAUACAGUUCUCUCCUCACUAGCAACAGAGUUGCUGGAAUGGGACUGAUCUUAGCCAUCAGGAGCAUUCUCUUAGUGCUUCCAUUUCCUUUCACUCUAAAGAGAUUAAAAUAUUGUCAGAAGAAUCUCCUUUCUCACUCAUACUGUCUUCAUCAAGACACCAUGAAGCUGGCCUGCUCUGACAACAAGAUCAAUGUUAUCUAUGGCUUCUUCGUUGCUCUCUGUACCAUGCUGGACUUGGCACUAAUUGUUCUGUCUUACAUGAUGGUCUUGAAGACUGUACUCAGCAUUGCAUCUCUGGCAGAGAGGCUUAAGGCCCUCAAUACCUGUGUCUCCCACAUCUGUGCUGUGCUCAUUUUCUAUGUACCCAUCAUCACGCUGGCUGCCAUGCACCGAUUUACCAAGGACAAAAGCCCCCUUGUUGUAAUCCUUAUUGCAGAUAUAUUCUUGUUGUUACCACCCCUAAUGAACCCCAUUGUGUACUGUGUAAAGACUCAACAUAUCCGGGAGAAGGUCUUGGGAAAGUUGCUUAACAUAUGUAGGAGAUAA
Manis pentadactyla (Chinese pangolin) is the source of this 939-nucleotide messenger RNA. Its product is annotated as olfactory receptor 51A7. Bases 1 to 939 code for a protein of 312 amino acids. The transcript has a single exon. The record is from RefSeq and is a predicted model, not a curated record. Gene Ontology annotation, biological process: G protein-coupled receptor signaling pathway. Gene Ontology annotation, cellular component: membrane. Gene Ontology annotation, molecular function: olfactory receptor activity; G protein-coupled receptor activity. NCBI's taxonomy places the organism in Eukaryota, Metazoa, Chordata, Mammalia, Pholidota, Manidae.